Molecule: messenger RNA, 3367 nt
Organism: Schistocerca cancellata (South American locust)
Lineage: Eukaryota; Metazoa; Arthropoda; Insecta; Orthoptera; Acrididae
Exons: 8
Coding region: 51-2840 (929 amino acids)
Source: RefSeq, a predicted model, not a curated record
CUUAUUUAUUUGAAAGUGUGAAGCGGGAAUUUAUGUAAUCAUAGGGAAAUAUGGAAUUCAACGAAGAUUUUGUCAAUAUCCAAAGAGCGCUUAAUAGCGCUCAAAAUAAAUAUGGUUCUCUGUGCGAUACAUCUAUAACUGGAGAUAGCCUGAAGACCAAAGACAUCACUGAAAAGUUAGCAGCAGUAAUACAUGAAAAGUACAAAGAUUUCUUAAAUGCUAAAUCAGAAAAUUUGCAUGAUGGUUUGAAAAAAAUAGUAAUAUUUUUAUUAUUGAAUUCUGACAUGUUUGAUGAGGACCCAUUAAUGGCAGAUGAAAACUGCGGACAUCUCAUUGGAAGCAUCCCAACUGUCAGUAAGGAUUUACUAAUUUCAAUAUUUUGGGAUAUAGGCUUGCAAGCUUAUGUCUAUGAUUUCAUUGCAAAUGGACCACCGUCACUUGUUAUUCAUGUAAUAGAUACACUGGCUCACAAAAAGACUUCGAUGGAGCUGUAUGAUGCCCUGGAAUUGAGCUCCAAAUCAAUUGUAGGUAUAUAUACACAACUUUUGAAGAUUUCCUUAGGAAGAAUUACUUCAGAAAACAUGAAUUAUUGUUGGUGCAGAUUCACAGAAUACUUAAAAAAUUUCUUGACAAUAUUUUUGGACCCAGGGAAGAAACGAUUUGAAGGAAGAGGAACUAAAGACUUGCAUUAUUUUGCAGGUUGUGCAAUGAAAAAGUUAUUAAUUGUUUGUGAACAUUGUUUAAAAUAUUUUGUAAACUGUCCAGAACAUAAUGAUAGUAUACAUACCAUUUACAAGAGCAUAGAUUAUCCCAUUGAGGAAUGUAAACAUGAGGAACACUGUAGAACUGAUUCUAUUUCUGAAAUUACCAAUGACUUACUUACUGCUUGUUUGCAUAAUUUGUAUGGAGUUACAGUAGAUUUAUGGUUGUUUUGGGUAGAAUGUGAUGAAAAAGAUGAAAGGCAUUUGCAACUGGAUAUUGCUGAGGCAAGCUUUCGUGUCACUGAAGCUAUAAAUAGUGUUCAGGAGUUCAGUCAGAAAUUUUCUUGUGUGGAAAGAUUAUUGCCCUUACUACAGCGCUUUGCUACCAAACCUAUAAGUGAGGAAGACAUAAUAAUGUCUGCAGAUCUUGCAACAGUAAUGAAAAACAUACCAAAUGAAGAUAAAAGACUUAAUAGAUGGUGGAAGGCCUUUCUUAGUUUUGAUUGUCUCUGUGAGACUGAAGAAACUUUGGUGUGCUUGGAAGGGAAUUUAUCAGUGGUGGAUAAAGAUGAUGUUUGUAGGAUACUAGACAUUGCUGCUAAUAAAUUGUCUUCUACUGAAAAUUUAAGUGAUAUCCCAUGUGAGAGGUUGAAACACUUGUCACUUAAUGCAGUGAAAAGUCUGGAGCUACCACUGCAGUUUGAAGUGUUGAAUCAUUUCUUUUCGAAGCAAGGUGUGACAUCGGUACUGGAAACAAAAGAAUUUAAUAAAGAUUGUACAGAGUGUUUCAACAAAUCUACAGAAUUUUCUGAAGAAGCAAAACAAGAGGAGUUUGUUAAACAGUGUGUUGCAGUCUGUUUACAAUCACCUCAGAAUUUUGUAACGAAGGCAUUGUCAGAAGUGCUUCGUAACAAGCAGCAGCUUGCUGUUGUAAUUAAUGCACUUAAAGAAUUGAAAAGCCCAUUGUCUGCGUUAACAGUGAAUGGAAAUAACCUGAUAUUGCAUUCCAUUGAAAAAAUUAUAUUGAACAAGUUCUCUGAAGAUACUGAGGCUGACAACUACAUUUGUAUGGUUGUUGCUUUAGUUAAUGAACGUCUCAUUAGUGGGAAACUUUACAUUGAGAUGUUUCUACUCCCAAGCAUACAUGAAACAGCAACAAGAAGAGAGUGGCCUAGCCUUUUAAUUUGGCUUCAGACUUUACACGUGUUUGUAGAUGGUACAGUGAAUGAAGGGAAGUCAUUCAGUAUUCCUGCUGUGCUCAUUAUGUUAGCACAGUUACUUGAAACUGCCAGGUGGAAUAUUUCAACUUACACACCGCAGUUGGCAACUGUUCGACAAGAAACUAUUGCCAUCAUUAAUGUACUUUUGAAUGAAAAUUCCACUGACAUUGAAGAGGAAAUUUUAAAAAGCUGGCUUUCUCCAAAGCUAAAAUCAAUAUUAAGACCAAUAAAUAUCCCAUAUUUUAAGAAGUUGUUGGUGGAAGAUGAAUUUGUGGCUUGUGAGGGAAACCUGAGUUCAGCUCUUGUGGCAGCAAUGCAUGGAAAGAUGGAAAUUAGUUCAUUAGCGGACAUAAUCAGAAAAAGCCCACAAAAAGAUGUGUUACUCAAGGCGGCAGUGCUACAGGUGUUGCCAGAACUCACAUCUGCGGAAUGGAAAUUAUUAUCAGCCUGUGUUGAGAAGCUGUUCCAGAUCUUAAAACCAGAAUCAAAUGCUGCCAUCGAAUCAUUUCACAUUUUUAUGGAUGUAAUUGUUGUUAUAACAGCUGUUAUCAACAGGAAAAAUGCAAUAGAAAAUUUUGCAACUUUCUUAGAUUUCUCCCUGCAAAAUCUUGGACUACUUAUAAUGGAAAACACUUGUCAAGCCAUACUAUCAGAAAAUGUACAGUCAUCUCUGCAAAUCUUCCAGAAAGUGCUUUAUCUCUUUAAUUGCCUUCCACAAUCUGUGAAGCAUACAUCGUGCUCAAUAUGGGUCAACGUUUGUGCAUCUCUAAUGGGAAGCAUUGUGGAUGGCAGAGAGACUGCAGAAAAAUUACUUACGGAAAAAAAUAUAGCAGUCAGUCUAUCCGUUGUUCCAACUGAGGACCUCAGACAACCUCUUGCAAAAAAGUUACUGGACAUUAUGCGCUCUGACGUCAACUAAUAUUGUAACUGCUGUUUGUGUAACGGUUGCCUGCACCGUUAUUUUAAAAAGGCUGUGAAAUAUAUAUGCAUAAUAACCUUUAUGCAUUAUUGAUAUUUAUAUUGAAACUAUUUAUUAUUGUAGUUUAGAGUACUAAUUCAGUAGAAAAUGUAAAGCUAAUAAAUACAUAAUGAAUUUAAUAAUAUAGUGAAAUCAAAUGGAUAUACAUUGUUUUAUUAGUUCUUGUUAUAUUUUGCAAUUUUGUUCUUACAGAUUCCCAAAUUUUUUCAUGAGGAAAUGAACACCUCUCUCUCUCUCACUCAGAAAUAUGUCACAUUUACUGUCUAAUCUUAUUUUUUUUUCUGAGAACUCAAAUUCCCAGUGUAACUAAAACAUAUUACUAAUUAUUCUAUUGCAUAUGAUGUACCUAGUGAAAUUAAUGCAUUGUAUAUUUUUUAUCAUUUUUGGAUUUCUAUCCAGAAGUUGUAAAAGGUGUUCACAGUCUUGCACACUUAAAUGGAAAAAAAAAGUUCCAAACAGGAUAUAAA